Molecule: messenger RNA, 678 nt
Organism: Ramularia collo-cygni
Lineage: Eukaryota; Fungi; Ascomycota; Dothideomycetes; Mycosphaerellales; Mycosphaerellaceae
Product: probable spindle assembly checkpoint protein
Exons: 4
Coding region: 1-678 (225 amino acids)
Biological process (GO): mitotic spindle assembly checkpoint signaling
Cellular component (GO): cytoplasm; nucleoplasm; kinetochore
Source: RefSeq, a predicted model, not a curated record
AUGCCUUCAGCAGCGACAUCGUCCACGGAAAAGGCAAAGACACACAAGCUGUCGCUGCGAGGUAGCUCGAAGCUGGUGACAGAGUUCUUUGAGUACUCCAUCAACACCAUCUUGUUUCARCGAGGCGUCUACCCUGCCGAGGACUUCUCGGCAGUCAAGAAGUAUGGAUUGAACAUGAUGGUCUCGCUGGACGACCAAGUCAAAGCAUACAUCAAGAAAAUCAUGGGUCAACUCAACAAAUGGAUGCAAAAGUCAAAGAUCUCGAAGCUUGUCAUUGUUGUCACGAGCAAAGAGACUGGCGAACACGUGGAGCGAUGGCAGUUCGAUGUCAACAUCUUCAAUGAGGAUGGGAAGAAGAAGCGUGGCAGUGGUUCAGCAGACAAGGAGAACUCUACGCCCGAGACUGGUGCUCAAGCCGAGAAGACCGAGGGCGAGAUCCAGGCUGAGAUCCAAGCCUUGUUCAGGCAAAUCACAGCAUCUGUGUCCUUCCUGCCCAUGCUGGAUGGCAACUGCACAUUCAACGUUCUCGUCUACGCAGAUGCCGACAGCGAGGUACCUCUGGAGUGGGGCGAUAGCGACGCGAAAGAAGUCAAAAACGCCGAAAAGGUCAUGCUGCGAAGUUUUUCGACAAACUCCCAUCGCAUAGAUACCGUGGUUUCCUACCGCCUGGCCGAAUGA